This is a messenger RNA of Didymodactylos carnosus, 795 nucleotides long. NCBI's taxonomy places the organism in Eukaryota, Metazoa, Rotifera, Eurotatoria, Philodinida, Philodinidae. The record is from the annotation of a GenBank genome assembly.
AUGGCAGCAUUCAUACUACCACCUAUUCAUUUACAUCGUCAUUCCGUAAUCGAUUAUUCAUCAUCGUUAAAACAAAAAAAUAAACUACCUUCACGUAUUCCAUUGAAUAAUGCUGUUCGAUUGCCCAAACCACGUUUAUCUACUGUUCGAUUUCAGGAAUCUGCCUUUUCUCUACCGACUCAUAGUCGAACAUCACAAAAUAAUGGAAGUCGAUUAAAUGUUGAAAUUGAAAAUAUACUCAAUGAAGAACAACAGCAUGAUACUGAACAAUUCCAAGAAAAUGAAUAUAUCCAUUCAUUAAAGGUAAUGGAAAAAGCUGAACGAUCUUUGUUAAAUGACAAUCCAUCUUCCUUAUUGUUACCAAAAACGUCCAAAUCAACAACAAUCGAACCAUUACCCAUGACAAAAUCCAAACCCCCGUCAACACCCGUGCAUUUUGUCUCUACACUAUCUGUUGACGGUCAAUAUGCAAUGAUGAAAACCUAUGAAGACACGUUAUUCAAGGAAAUUUCUAAUGCUUAUCCAACCGUCGCUACCAUUUUACCACGAACAAAAACUUCUCAUUUCAGAAAGAGACGUUUGCUUUCGCCGUUGAAAGAGCAGCAACAACAAUUGAAUAAACUUUACGAAACACAUCAGGUCACAGAGCAUAUUAAACAAGCACAAAAAAUUCUUGACGAUUUAGAUGAAAUUAAAGUUGGAAAAUUAGAUCGAUUUUGUAUGUCAAAGAGAAAAGAGCCACUUGGAAAAUAUGUACAAUGGCAAAAAACAUGGUCACAUACUUUAAAUGCUUGA